Messenger RNA from Owenia fusiformis, 749 nucleotides. The record is from the annotation of a GenBank genome assembly. NCBI's taxonomy places the organism in Eukaryota, Metazoa, Annelida, Polychaeta, Sabellida, Oweniidae.
AUGAUGUUGCUUGAAGAUUCUCAACUUGUGUCAAAAAUGAUACUCUUGCUCACAAUAUCAGUGAUGUACAACAUUCAAGAGACUGAUGGUAGUACAGGUGGGACCUGUGGUAAAAAGGUUUGUACUCGACAAGACUUAGGAGAAAUCAAAGAAAUGUUACCCAACAUAAGAGAAGAGGUUAACACCCAGACAAAAGCCAUUGUAAAUAUCAAGGAGGAACUCUCCAAAAUGAAGCAUGAGAUUUCUUCGUAUCAAGCUGAAAUGAAACGCGACAUUUCAUCUUUGAAAGCUGAUGUGAGAAGUGACAUUUUAGCAUUGAAGAAUGCUAUUCUUAAGCCAGCCCAUUAUAUCGGAUGUUUUGCAGAUAGCCUUUCGUCGCGUGAUUUACCAAACGGGGCGGGGACUGGAGGUUUCCCCCACAUUGAUGCGAUGACCAUUGCUAAAUGCAACAAUGUUUGUCGCAGCCAGGGUUUUAAAUAUGCUGGGUCCCAAUUUGGAGAGCAGUGUUUUUGUGGCAAUGACUUUGGAAGUCAAGGGAAAGUGGCCGAUAGCGAAUGUAACGUCAAGUGUCAAGGGAAUAGUGAGGAAGUGUGUGGUGGGGGCUUUAGGAACAGCAUACACUUGGUUCGAUACUUCUGAUGACGCCACACUUUAUUUGAAUUACACCUGGCACAAUGUUACGUUGAGAAAUACAUUACUUUAAUGAAAUAAAAUGUUUAGGCAACUUAUUCGUAGUUGACAAAACAAAA